Messenger RNA from Erythranthe guttata (spotted monkey flower), 2685 nucleotides. Its product is annotated as phosphatidylinositol 4-phosphate 5-kinase 1-like. Gene Ontology annotation, cellular component: plasma membrane. Gene Ontology annotation, biological process: phosphatidylinositol phosphate biosynthetic process. Gene Ontology annotation, molecular function: ATP binding; 1-phosphatidylinositol-4-phosphate 5-kinase activity. The record is from RefSeq and is a predicted model, not a curated record. Lineage: Eukaryota; Viridiplantae; Streptophyta; Magnoliopsida; Lamiales; Phrymaceae.
GGAUAAAAAAAUCAAAAAUCAAAACCAAAUCUGCAGAGCAGUUCUUCGCUUCUGGGAGUUUGCAACUGUUUGCUUGAGAUCGAAUUUUUUAGUACUACGGGAUUAGGUGGAGUAUUGGGUGUCGGUUUCGGUGAACAUGGGAGAAAUGCAAUUUGGCAGGUAAAUGAACUAGGAAUUGCCGUUUGUCAUGGAACUAGAGGAGAGGAGUUGUGAAAAGAUUAUUUUGAAUGGAGAUGUGUAUCUUGGUGCUGUCAAGGGAAUGACUCCACAUGGAAAAGGUAAAUACACAUGGUUGGACGGAACAAUUUACGAGGGCGACUGGAUAGAAGGGAAAAUGACGGGAAAAGGGAAGAUAUAUUGGCCUUCACAAGCUACAUUCGAGGGUGAUUUUUCGGGGGGGUACCUUCAUGGUUUUGGAACUUUUACUGGUUCUGAAGGGUCCUUUUACCGAGGUUCUUGGAAGAUGAACUCUCAACAUGGCAUUGGAAGGAAGCAGUAUCGAAAUUCAGAUAUUUACGACGGUUGUUGGAGAGAGGGAGUGCAUGAAGGCAGUGGUAGGUAUGCAUGGAGUAGUGGCAAUGUGUAUAUUGGAACAUGGAAAAACGGAAGAAUGUCCGGUAGAGGGAUUAUGAAGUGGUUAAACGGAGAUCUUUUUGACGGAUUUUGGUCGAAUGGGUUGAGGCACGGAUCGGGCUUGUACAGAUUUGGUGAUGGAAGUUACUAUUUCGGAACAUGGUCUAAAGGACUGAAGGAUGGACCUGGAACAUUCUAUCGUGCUGGAAAUAAGCAUCUGAGCAAACUUAAUCUCGGAGGACACAAAGUCAAGAGGAGGAGACAGCUGCACAGUUAUUUAUCAAACGAGUCGGAGGAAUCUGGUUUACCUAGUGUAAACCGGACCCUUUCUGAAAAGAUUUCGUCUAGUUUUAGGAGGGAUUCCGCACGAUUUUCGCAUGGAACUACAUCACCUGAUGAUCUUAGCCGCACUGGUUCAAUGAGAGAAAUUACGUCGGAUGAGAAAUCACAAGUCGUAUCUGUCACCUCUAAUGAUGGCCGAACCGAGUUUGCAGAUAAUAGGACUUUGGCCUAUGAGAGGGAAUAUAUGCAAGGAGUCCUUAUUAAAGAAAGGAUUAGAAAUAUAACUAAACUCUCUCACAAAAGUAAGCAACGGCUCAAAUUUUCGAAAGAAGUGAAAAGGACAUCGUGCAUGGACAUAUAUAGAGGACAAAGAAGCCAUUAUCUGAUGCUUAGCUUGCAACUUGGUAUCAGGUAUACUGUUGGAAAGAUCACACCAGUUCCUAUGAGAGAAGUCAGAUCGUCUGAUUUUGGGGAGCAAGCUAGAAUAAAAAUGUUUUUUCCAAGAAAGGGUACCCAACUGACUCCUCCACACAAUUCUAUCGACUUCAACUGGAAGGAUUACUGCCCCAUGGUCUUCAGGAAUCUGAGAGAGUUGUUCAAGCUAAAUGCUGCAGACUAUAUGAUGUCUAUCUGUGGUGAUGAUGGUCUAAGAGAGCUCUCGUCACCUGGCAAAAGUGGAAGCCUUUUCUAUCUUUCUCAUGAUGAUAGAUUUGUAAUUAAGACGUUGAAAAAAUCUGAGCUGAAGGUGUUAUUGAAGAUGCUGCCUCACUAUUAUGAUCAUGUACAAGCACAUGAUAAUACCCUCAUAACUAAAUUCUUUGGGGCACACAGGAUAUCAUUGAGACAUGGAAAAAAGGUCCGCUUUGUAGUCAUGGGGAAUAUGUUCUGCACUGAAUUGCGUAUACAUCGUCGUUAUGAUUUGAAGGGCUCGUCUCAGGGGAGAUUUACAAAUAAAGACGAGAUUGAUGAGAGCACUACACUGAAAGAUCUUGAUUUGAAUUAUGAGUUUCAUAUGGAUAGAUUGUUGCGCGACUCACUUUUUAAACAAAUCUCUCUAGACUGUGGGUUUUUGGAAUCUCAACAAAUCAUAGAUUAUAGCCUUCUCCUGGGUUUGCAUUUUAGAGCUCCUGAACAUCUAAAAUCGCUUUUAGAGCCUCCUGAUGCAGAGCAGGCCGAGAAUACGAACCACAUGGUUGACGGUGUGAUCUCACAAGGAGAGCUCUUGAUUCCUCCGAGGGCUUUGCUCUUAGUAACCCACGAGCCCACCUCUGUCAGUACUGCUCCAGGCCCUCACGUACGAGGAGAUGCGUUAAAAGCCUACUCUAUUGGUAAUAAAGAAGCCGAUCUUCUUUUACCUGGUACUGGAAGGUUAAGAGUGCAACUAGGAGUGAACAUGCCAGCUCAGGCGAAUCACAAACUAAUGCAGGCCGAGACAGACUCGGCUGAAGUUGAGCUCUUCGAGGUGUACGAUGUUGUUCUCUACCUUGGCAUAAUCGAUAUAUUACAGGAAUACAAUAUGAAGAAGAAAAUAGAGCAUGCAUGUAAGUCAUUGAAGUAUGAUCAUCUUGCGAUUUCUGCCGUGGAGCCAAGUUUUUAUUCGAAACGUUUUGUUACUUUCCUAGAGAGAAUGUUUCCCAUUCAACCUUAAAAGAGUUAUCACACAUCCUGCCUUCUUGUCGCUACGCGUAAUUUUUUUGGCAAUUGUAUUGUUAAGUAAUCUAUAUAUGCACCUUAUCUAUAUAUAUGUAACUUCUGGACUUCAAUGUUAUGUCUGCAUAUUGUUAGCUGUGUUUGAGAUUCGUUCGAUUCUUGAGUUGAUGUUUUCUUGGU